AUGGGGCCCCGAGCCCUCUUCCUGCUGCUGUCGGCCCUGGCCCUGACCGGGACUCGGGCAGGUCCCCACUCCCUGAGCUAUCUCUUCACCUCGGUGUCCCGGCCUGGCCGCGGGGAGCCCCGCUUCAUCGCCGUCGGCUGCGUGGACGACACGCCGUUGGUGCGGUUCGACAGCGACGCCCGGAAGCCCAGGAAGGAGCCGCGGGCAUGGUGGAUAGAGCAGGAGGGGCCGGAGUAUUGGGACGAGGAGACGCGGAUCAGCAAGGACAACGCACAGACUCUCCGAGGGAUGAACACCCUGCGUGGCUACUACAACCAGAGCGAGGCCAGGUCUCACACCAUCCAGAGCUUGUUUGGCUGCGACGUACCAGACCGGCUCCUCCUCCGCCGGUACAGACAGGACUACGACGGCGCGGAUUACCUCGCCCUGAACGAGGACCUGCGCUCCUGGACCGCGGACACUGCGGCCCAGAUCACCAAGCGCAAGUGGGAGACGGCCAAUGUGGCGGAGCAGGAGAGGAGCUACCUGCAGGGGUGUGUGGAGUGGCUCCAGAAAUACCUGGAGAUGGGGGAGGACACGCUGCAGCGCGCAGAGCCUCCAAAGACACAUGUGACCCACCCCAGCUCUGACCUGGGGGUCACGAGGUGCUGGGCCCUGGGCUUCUACCCUAAGGAGAUCUCCCUGACCUGGCAGCGGGAGGGGCACCAGAGCCAGGACAUGGAGCUGGUGGAGACCAGGCCCUCAGGGGAUGGGACCUUCCAGAAGUGGGCGGCCCUGGUGGUGCCUCCUGGAGAGGAGCAGAGCUACACCUGCCAUGUGCAGCACGAGGGCCUGCAGGAGCCCCUCACCCUGAGAUGGGACCCUGCUCAGACCCCCGUCCCCAUCGUGGGCAUCGUUGGCCUGGUUCUGGUCCUGGUCGCUGGAGCCAUGGUGGCUGGAGCUGUGAUCUGGAGGAAGAAGCGCUCAGGUGAAAAAGGAGGGAGCUACACUCAGGCUUCAGGCAGUGACAGUGCCCAGGGCUCUGAUGUGCUUCUUCCAAUGGAUCCUAGGUGA
Sus scrofa (pig) is the source of this 1053-nucleotide messenger RNA. The record is from RefSeq. NCBI's taxonomy places the organism in Eukaryota, Metazoa, Chordata, Mammalia, Artiodactyla, Suidae.